GAUGUGACGCAUACACCCAUCAGCUGUUUUUGUUUUGUUGUGUGACCAUCAGUGAAGUUAAUAACACAGUAAUGCUAUAUAUACAGAAUGAAAAUGUUGAAUCAUUAAGGUCUUGUGAAAUGAUUAUCAUCGUUAUAUAUUUUAUAUGUUGAUGGUAUGGCACGUUCGUGACAUUUGAAAGAUCUCGUCCAAACAUUGUGUUCUACCUCAAGUGUGUGCGCGUGGCACUUGGUGUAAAGGGGAGAAGAGGGGUUUUGGUAAAGCGGAUUUCGGGAGUGAGGUUAAGCGAUCCAAACCAGAGGCCUCUCACUACUGCAGAAUCAAAAGAAGAAUAAUCGUUGCCGAUGGAGUCACCGGAGCCAGUCUGCGAGGGAGGGCAGCCCGGGUUGAUCUGCGCGUCGUUUAACCAGGACACCACUUCUCUGUCCAUGGGCACCAAGACCGGCUACAGGCUGUUUUCUAUCACCUCGGUGGACAAAAUGGACUCCAUCCACGAGGGAGUGGAGUGCCCUGAGGUGUACAUCGUGGAGCGGCUGUUCUCCAGCAGCCUAGUGGUGGUGGUCAGUCUGGCCACGCCGCGACGCAUGAACGUCUACCACUUCAAGAAGGGCACGGAGAUCUGCAACUACAGCUACUCUAACAACAUCCUCUCGGUCCGGCUCAACAGACAGCGUCUGGUGGUGUGUCUUGAGGAGUCCAUCUACAUCCACAACAUCAAGGACAUGAAACUGCUGAAGACCUUGCUCAACACACCCUCCAACCCCACGGGUCUCUGUGCCCUCUCCGUUAACCACGGCAACUCCUACCUGGCCUACCCUGGCAGUGCCACCCACGGGGAGAUCAUCGUCUACGACGCCAACAACCUGAGCAACGUGACUAUGAUCCCAGCGCACGACAGUCCCCUGGCCGCAGUCACCUUCAACACAUCUGGGACCAAGCUUGCAAGUGCCUCAGAGAAGGGGACUGUGAUCAGGGUCUUCACUGUACCUGAAGGACACAAGCUAUUUGAGUUCCGUAGAGGCAUGAAGAGGUAUGUGAGCAUCAGCUCAUUGUCCUUCAGUGCAGACGGACAGUUCCUGUGCGCCUCCAGCAACACUGAGACUGUCCACAUCUUCAAACUGGAACAGCACACUCCCAAUCAGGAGGAAGAGUCUCCCACGUGGUCGGCCUACGUGGGCAAGAUGUUCACAGCGGCCAGCACCUACCUGCCCGCCCAGGUGUCCGACAUGAUGCACCAGGACCGAGCCUUCGCCACCGUGCGCCUGGACAUGAUCGGCCUGAAGAACGUCUGCGCCAUGGCCACGGUCCAGAAGCUUCCCCGGCUGCUCGUGGCCUCCUCCGACGGCCAUCUUUACAUCUACAACGUGGACCCACAAGAUGGAGGGGAGUGUGUCCUGGUCCAAAAGCACAAUUCAUCCAGGCCCCAGUGGUGUAAUCGGUAAGUGCACAGUUCUUAGGAAAGGUUGCGAGUUCAAACCUUGCCUGGAGCAAUGUACGUUUGUGUUAUGAAGCCGAUACAUUUCCUUCAGCGCGCUGUAUUCCUCAGACUGACACGAAAAUCAGAGUGACCAGAGGGCAGCCGGUAGCAUAUCCCCUGCUUUCAUAAUUUAAUGUGCACUCCUUAACCUUACUUUAAUGAACGGGGUUCCAUGAGGACGAUGGAUCAGAGUACAGUGACUACAGCAUGUCUAGGUUCUGUGCUUCGGUUAGCAGUACUUGUAUGUGACAGACUGUGUAAUGCAGAGUGAUGCCGGGUUUGUGAGUUCAAACCUCACCUGGAGUAAUUUGUGUUUUCGUUUCGUACACACAAUGAUGUGUUUCCUCUUUGAUUUUCACAUUAUAAUUACUGUGCUCUACCUUAUUGUAGUUCACGCUUAAAGAGACGCAAUUAUUCUAAUGCGUUACAACUACACGACAUACAGCGUUGGCUCUGAACCCAGAUGUCUAAUGCCAGAUGUCGUUAUAAACAAUUAAAAACAUUUUACAAAAAAUACAAUAAUAAAAAAGGAUUGUUAGGAUUUAUUUGAAGAAUUGAUGAAUGAAGUAUGUGAUGGCUUUUUUUUCCCAGUGGAU
Gadus morhua (Atlantic cod) is the source of this 2073-nucleotide messenger RNA. Its product is annotated as WD repeat domain phosphoinositide-interacting protein 1. Bases 345 to 1442 code for a protein of 365 amino acids. The record is from RefSeq and is a predicted model, not a curated record. NCBI's taxonomy places the organism in Eukaryota, Metazoa, Chordata, Actinopteri, Gadiformes, Gadidae. The transcript has 11 exons. Gene Ontology annotation, molecular function: protein binding.